Lymnaea stagnalis (great pond snail) is the source of this 372-nucleotide messenger RNA. The record is from the annotation of a GenBank genome assembly. Lineage: Eukaryota; Metazoa; Mollusca; Gastropoda; Lymnaeidae.
CUCUGGUUUACCGGCCUGUCCGGAUCGGGCAAGUCGACGGUCGCCAACCUGCUCGACAAGAAGCUGCACGCCGCCGGCCGCCACACCUACAUCCUCGACGGCGACAAUGUCCGCCAUGGGCUGAACAAGGAUCUCGGCUUCAGCCAGGCCGACCGGGUCGAAAACAUCCGCCGCGUCGCCGAGGUGGCGAAGCUGAUGGCAGACGCUGGCCUGAUCGUGCUGGUUUCCUUCAUCUCGCCGUUCCGCGCCGAGCGGCAGAUGGCGCGCGAAUUGAUGGGCGACGGCGAUUUCGCCGAGAUAUUCGUCGAUACGCCGUUCGAGGAGUGCGCCAAGCGCGACCCGAAGGGCCUGUACGCCAAGGCGAUCGCCGGC